This is a messenger RNA of Papilio polytes (common Mormon), 3152 nucleotides long. RefSeq names its product nuclear factor NF-kappa-B p110 subunit (gene Rel). Gene Ontology annotation, molecular function: protein binding; DNA-binding transcription factor activity; DNA binding. Bases 257 to 3001 code for a protein of 914 amino acids. NCBI's taxonomy places the organism in Eukaryota, Metazoa, Arthropoda, Insecta, Lepidoptera, Papilionidae. The record is from RefSeq and is a predicted model, not a curated record. Gene Ontology annotation, biological process: non-canonical NF-kappaB signal transduction; innate immune response; response to cytokine. The transcript has 23 exons. Gene Ontology annotation, cellular component: cytoplasm.
UCUAACAGAACUGCAUGUCGUACUUCAAGAUCGCAGUUUACGUUGUGCAAAGUGUGAACUGUAAACAUUAUGAUGUUGAUGUUUGGAACUGUUUAAAUUUUUUACUUUUACUCCAAAAAGCAAGUGCCAUAGUUGUGAAAGUGUUUUAAUAUUAAAUCAAAGUAUAAGCUAGACAGGUGUUUCACUAGAAUCAACUUGAACUUUCAAUAGCAAAUUGUGUAGUUUACCGUGUGUUAAAAGUUCGUAUAUAACAAAAAUGUCUGCAAGUGAGCCAGAUAUAAGCGAAUCUUCCAAUUUGGAAUCGCCAUCCCCCCAGUCGGAUUCUCCUUACAGUUCUCCGUCACAACAGGUGCCCCAGUUGGCAAACUUCUUGACGGUUCUAUCAUGCGGAGAUAAUACGUUCAAUUAUGAUACCGGAAGAAAGCCAUUUCUAAGAAUUAUUGAACAGCCGCAGAAUCAUUUUCGAUUUCGCUACAAAAGUGAAAUGGUAGGAACACAUGGUAGUCUACUGGGAAAAUCAUAUGCUCUUAAUAAAACAAAAACGCAUCCAACUGUUGAGCUGGUCAACUACAGUGGACAAGCAAGAGUGAGAUGUCGGUUAGCGCAGCAUAAUAAUUCCGACGAACAUCCUCAUAAGUUGCUAGAAGACGACCAGGACAGAGAUGUGAGCGCGACUGUACCCGAACAUGGCAGUUAUAAAGUUGGAUUCCCUGGUAUGGGCAUAAUACAUACAGCGAAAAAGGAUGUGGCAAAUUUAUUGUAUAAAAAAUAUGAAAACAAAAAGAAAAAUCCACAAGACGAAAGUUCGUCAAAUAUGCUGCGACUCCACUGUGAAAAUAUUGCAAAAAAUAUCAACUUGAAUAUAGUACGACUGAAGUUCAGUGCUCACGAUUUUAAUACAGAUGAAGAGAUUUGCAGUCCGAUAUUUUCCGAACCAAUACAUAACAUGAAGAGCGCGGCAACUAAUGAUUUGAAGAUAUGCCGCAUGAGUAGAUGUAUCGGUCGUCCUAAAGGAGGGGACGAUGUCAUUUUAUUAGUGGAGAAAGUUAAUAAAAAGAACAUAAAAAUUCGUUUCUACGAAUUAGGGGCGAAUGGAGAGGAAUUAUGGUCAGCGGAUGGACAUUUUCUUCAAAACGAUGUUCAUCAUCAGUAUGCUAUAGUAUUCAGGACACCGCCUUACAGAGACCCAGAAAUAACUUCGGAUGUACAAGUAAUGAUAGAAUUAGUGAGACCAUCCGACGGUCGAACUAGCGAGCCAAAAGAAUUCACAUACAAACCAAAGUACUUCAACACUAUAGGAAAGAAAAGGAAAGCAAACUCGUCUUAUUCGUCUAUAGGAAGCUCUGGCGGUUCAAUAAACAGCCUAAGCGAUCUGCCAGUGCCCAUACAAAUUAUGCAUCAAAAGAACGAAGUAACAUCUCACGAUGAAGUUAUGAAAGAUUUGCCAAUGUUUACUAUUCCGCAGGUAUCCCAAAUAUCAGCGCCAGUGUCUAACGACAUGUUACUGGGAGAGGCCAUAUUUGACUUGUCUGCUAUGACGUCUAAUUCUGCUGCGGCGCAGCUCAGCUCAGCUCAGUUCAAUGUGGGCCCCAUGCUGGGCCAGCCCAAUAUACCUGAGCCUCCAGUGCUGCAGCUCAACUCCUCAGAAAUUGAUCGACUUCUUAAACAUAACUCCAAUAUCACUGCGGAAGAGAAGAAGCAAUUCUGCGAAGCUGAUUGGACAGAAUACUUCAAAUCGUAUGGAGACAGCGUGCCAGAUAUGAUGUCAGGCAUGGAGUUCAUAAGAUUGGUGCCAGAUUCAGCCAGGGUGAAUAUGAACACAAUUGAUACAAAAAUAAAGACCGAAGAGGAGGAAGUCAAAACUAAUCUAGAAAACUCUAAGAAUAGCGAGUAUUCUGCUUACUACAAAUCUGAGGACGGCCUCGAGGUUAAAAGGCUUGUGACUGAAUUGUGUGACAUGAUAAAGAACAAGACCGCACAUAAGAAGCAAUUGAUCAGAGCUAAGCUCGAGCGACUCUUCGAAAUGCGACUCUCUAAUGGGGAUACGUUCCUACAUAUGAUGCUGUCGAGCAACCAGCCCAGCUUGGAGUACAUAGUGAAGCUGAUAGACAGCGUGAAGCUGACUCAGCUGCUCAACAAGACCAACAACAAUAGCCAGUCCGUGCUGCACCUCGCCGUCACACACGACCUGCCCAACCUCGUCACAUUCCUCGUCUCUAAAGGAUGCAACCCAAUGUUAGAAGACAAUGAGGGUAACAAUGUGCUACACUACGCAGUGAUCUGUCAGUCGUGUCUGGAGCCAUUGCUCGACGCCAUGAGGACGAACAAAAUCACUUUUGAUAUCAACGCAUAUAAUAAUGAGAAACAGACAGCGUUGCACCUGUCCGCGAUCUACGGUGGUGGUGGACUGUACUCAUACCCACUAAGAUCAAGUUAUUAUGUUCAGAGCGACAUAGACGCGGUGGACGGUCGAGGCAACACCGCGCUGCAGAUCGUGUGCGGCGGCGCUAUGAGGGAAAAUUCUGUUGAAAUCGUCAAACUGCUUAUGGAAAACAAUGCAAAUCCGAAUAAGAAUGAAGAGAACAACCAGCCGGCGUGGCGCAUGGCGCGCGACAAGCCGCAGCUGCUGCAGGUCUUCAGGAAGUACAUCCCGCAGCUGAUGGACUGCGAGGAGGACAUCAAGUCGGAGCCAGAAGACGAAUAUGAAUCCGCUGAUGAGGGUCAAGAUGCAUGCGAUGUCUGCCUGGUGGACUUGAACCUAUACUUGGACGAGGUGUCGACGUUGCUGGACGCGAGCGGCAGCUGGCGCGAGGUUGCGCAACGCCUGCAGCGCGAUUCGCUGCUCUCCUGGUACUCCGCCGCGCCUAGCCCCACGAGAAGACUACUCACAUAUAUGAAGGAUAUUGACGAUGAGAUAACAUCAAAGUCGUUGGCUCUACUUCUAGAAUACAUGGGAGAGAAGGAGGCGGCGACUGUCAUCAGACGACACCUCAGCAGUUGAUACCAAUGGCACCGUUUUGACAUCAUUUUAGUGAAAAUUUCAAAUCGUAUUGACUCGUCAUUAAUCGCUAUCGUAUAUUAUACUUUAUAUAUUAUAAAUGCGAAAGUUUAGAUGGAUGGGUGUUUGUUAGGGUUUGUAGCAACGGCUGAAC